Messenger RNA from Rotaria sp. Silwood2, 927 nucleotides. The record is from the annotation of a GenBank genome assembly. Lineage: Eukaryota; Metazoa; Rotifera; Eurotatoria; Philodinida; Philodinidae.
AUGAUGGAUGAGAAGCCGUUUAGCGUUUGGGAUAUGCCAACAAUUGAUGAGCAAAAGAAAUCUAAAAGUGAUAGUAACGAUGAAGAUGAACGAAAACGAAACAGACGCAAGCGACGUUCAGCAGCUUUUUACAAAUGUUGUUGUCCAUGUUCAACUGCUGUUUUGAUUGGCUUUGUGAUUGGAUCGUUGCUUGCUGGAAUCAUUCUUGCUAUAUUUCUCUCAAUCUAUUUGGUUGAUUUAAGUAAAACAAAAAGCCUUUCAACUAAUAUUACUACAGCGACUACUAGUACGACAAUAACUGCAACAUCAUCAACAAUAACAACAACUUCAGUGACAACAACAAGUACAACUUCGGCAACUGCUUCAACAACAACAUCGAUGACGACAGUAACUGCAACUACAAUUACAUCCACGACUAGCACUUCGACUACAACUACUGCACCUUAUUGUACCACACGCGUCACAUUUGAUGAUAUUCCUGGUCAAGCAAGUACUUCUGGUGUAGUUCCAAAUGGAUACAAAAAUCUCAAUUGGACAAAUGUCUCGUAUCUCAAUACAUCAACAAUGCCAACAAGUGGUUAUCAGACUGUUGCAACUUCUCUACCAUUCAUUGGUUAUAAUCCAGGAGGUGCAACAGUUGCAAUAACGACAGCUAAUGGUACAAGAUUUGCUUUUAAUUCAGUGGUUGUUUCAUCUGCUUGGCGAGAUAAUCUUAUCUGGUUCAUAUAUGGUUUUCGUGCUGGCACUAAUUUGGUAGCUGCUAGCUUUUCAAUGCCAGUAAUGAAUAGGACAACAAUCUCAUGUGGUGCAUGUUCUAACUGGGAUACGAUUUAUUUCACAUCCUCAGGCGGAACACCACAUGCUGGACUGGCUGAAAACGGAACAGAGUUUGGUUUUGAUAACUUGUGCAUUUCAUUUGGGUACUAA